AUGGCUAGUGCUAUUUAUAGAUCACUCGAUGACACAAUCCAGGAGAUUCGGGUGCUCAGAAUUCUCCCAGGUAAAACAGGGUUUCUUGAUGAGAUUCUGGCAUGUACAUUUGAAUACGUUUCAUUGGCGGACAAGCCUACUUUUGCUGCACUUUCCUACACAUGGGGCGAUGUUUUCUAUGAUGAAGGGUAUUCCACAGGUGAUACGAUACCCGAUGAAUGUUCAGCAGGGUUGCCAUCAGCCCGCAUAGCUAUUGAUGGAUUGCCCACGAAAGUUGGGAGGAACCUACUGGAUGCUCUCAAGUACUUUCGAUCCGAAGCGGCAGUAAAAACGACUCAGCGAACGUCCCCGCCAAAGCCUUGCUUUACACCAGAGACUCGUCUUUGGGCAGAUGCCUUAUGUAUCAACCAAGAGGAUUUGAUAGAAAGAAAUCAGCAGGUAUCCAUCAUGCAUCAAAUCUAUAAGCAUGCUUCCCGCAUAUUAGUUUGGCCAAGCAUUCCUCAUUGUGAAGGUCAAAGGGAACUCGCUGCCAUUAUCGACAGUUUUGGAAAUGAUCAUUGGAACACUACUCAAUCGCUUCUAAGAUCACACAACACCAAACUUAUUACCAUUCUUCAAAAUCCUCAGUUCGAUAAAUGCUGGGAAGCACUCGAGAAGAUUCACAAAUCAACUUACUGGAACCGACUCUGGAUUGUCCAAGAAGUCCUGAGCAAUUCUGAAACCUGGGUGUACGUUGGCGAGGAGCUCAUUCCCCUCCUCCCUCUUCUCGCCAUAAGUCUAGCACUCCAAUAUCUAGACAACAGCGAAAUUGAAACUCUUCCGCCAUACACAACCUAUGUCAUCGAAUCUGUUCGAAUCCCUGCCAAUCUACCGCUCCUAGAUGGCAAACUAAAUUUCUCAGACCCAACAGCCAGGCCUAUGGAACUUCUCGAUAUUCUCCAAACAUUUCGCAGAUUCGAAUGCAGAGAUCCACGAGAUAAAGUUUAUGGGCUGGCCGGACUUUCCAACACAUACCACCAGAAACUGACAAUUGAUUACUCCAAGAGCGUGGCUGAAAUAUACAAAGAUGUUGCUCGCCUGAUUAUUGAAACAACACAUCGACUGGAAAUAAUUUGCGCUGAUGAAAACACAAAAUGUCAUUGUCCUUCGGGCUCACACGAGGAUUUAUCUUCACUACCAACAUGGGUACCCAAUUGGUCUUGUAUUCGAGAUGGUACUGGUCUUCGUCCUGGACUCUUAAGAGGUCGAACUGCGGAUCAUUUGUUUCAGUGGAACGCCUCGGGGAAUAUGCUUAUCAAUGCACAAAUUUCCGAGGAUGGCAAUAUGUUAAACUGUAGAGGCGUACAUCUUGCUACUAUUACUCAUAUCGUACAUCCAGUGGAUGAUCAUGGACCUCUAGAUUUUCGCUCUAUACUUGAAUUGUUCCAUAAGACAUAUGAUAUCAAUAGCUCUAACCAAGUCGCGUUAUUUGCAGCGCUGAGAAAAACGCUUUUGAAAACGGGUUAUAUAGGCGAACUCGUAUCACACCACUUACCAGUCCAGGUAUUUCUUAAGAUAUGUAAUAUGUUUCUCGCCCAAACUUCACCACUGCGAGAGAAUGAUGCAGAGCUAGUGAGCCAACUGUUUUACUAUCUCAAAAUGGCAAUGGAGGAUCGAUGUUUCUACACGGGUAUGACGACCGAGGACGGGAGGGGGAACAGCGUAAUGGGUGUUACGUUUCCAUUUUCAAGAGAGGGAGAUGUGAUUGCUGUGUUGCAUGGAUGUAGAUGGCCUGUUUUGUUGAGGAGACGAGGGUUCGAGGAACGGGAUGGGUUUACGGUUCUGGGGGAAGUGUAUGUAAACGGGUUUAUGAAUGGAGAAGGGCUGGGAUUGGAGAUUAGCGAGAAAGUGUUUGAGAUAUAUUGA
Molecule: messenger RNA, 1905 nt
Organism: Botrytis fragariae
Lineage: Eukaryota; Fungi; Ascomycota; Leotiomycetes; Helotiales; Sclerotiniaceae
Product: putative ankyrin and het domain-containing protein
Exons: 1
Coding region: 1-1905 (634 amino acids)
Source: RefSeq, a predicted model, not a curated record